AUGGAGAGUAAAAUAAAUUUAAGAGAUUACACGAUUCCAGCUAUCGAAGAAAGGAUUAAAGAAUUGUUAAAAAGAAGAGUUAAUCGUACAGAUGGUAUCCCGGUGGAACGUGCUAAAGAAAAACUGUUAUUAUUAUUAUUAUUAUCGUUACAUUUUACCCUUUAUCAGGCCAAAUACAAGGAGUAUAGAAAAGAAAGACAAGAUUCCCUCGGGACCGUCCACCGUCACGUAUUAGAAGUUGUAGCCUUUAUUUUGGACACCGACGUCGCUUCUCUAGAAGAAGGUUUGCUUGAUAAAGAAGAAUACUUAGAUGUUUUCAGGAGUUUUUUCACUCAAGGUGGUCGUCGGGCUGUGAUAAUUCAUUAUCAACCCAUGUCACCGCCGCCAGUCGACGAAAAUGUAAGAGAUGAAACUUAUUACGCUUACAUGGAAGUCGAGGGGAAGUACAGCGGCGCAUUGAGCAGUAUCUCAGGUCUAAUAUCCCGGCAAAACUCACCAGCACUUGAGAUUAAUAAGCAGUGGGGUGAUUUGCCGCGGAGUCAAGUGGGAGCCAAGAUUAGGGACAAUUUCAUCGGGGACUUUAAGGAUUUUUGUCAAUUUAUACAAACGACGAAUGCCGAUCUUGAUAACAUCCUAAAGUUCGACGGCCAUCAGGAUGUUUUUGUAAAAUAUGCCAAGACUAUGGAAAAUGUUGAGAGAAAUGCGAAAGAUUAUGAUGCGAUUAUUACUGUUGAAGAGUGCGUUCGAGGUUGGAUGAAAAUAAUGGAAAAAGCACUUGUUGAAAGCCAACAACUGCGCCGUGAAACAGAGGACGUCGGACCAACCGCUGAGCUGGUCUACUGGCGAGGGAUUCUCACGCGUUUUUCUUACAUUGUCGACCACAUAAAGCGAGCAGAGACCCAGAUGUUCAUUGCGCUAUUAGUUCAAGCCAAGUCCAAGCUUGUUAAGAAGUGGAAGAAAUUGGACGAUGAUAUCACGAUGAUUGAAUUAUUGGCGAGAGAUAACGUCAAAUAUUUGUACGCAAUAGAAAAGUACACAAGACCGCUUUAUAUGUUGGAGCCUACUAAGAUUGGGCAGCAUUUGCCGGCCUUGAUGCAAUCUAUUCGCAUGGUUUACACCACUUCUAGAUUCUUCAACACACAGAGAAUGAUAACUGCGUUAUUUGUUAAAAUUACGAAUCAAUUGAUUAUAACUUGCAAGUCUUACAUAACCAAAAACGGAACUCUUGAUAUCUGGCAAGAAGAAAAGACAUCAAUUAUUUUGCGGAUGAAAGACUGCAUAACUUUGUACGAGCAAUAUUAUGAAUCUUACAAGCUGAUGCUUCAAAAUAUUGAAGCUGCUGGGGAAAGACAGAUUGAAGUGUCUGAAAUGUUUGUUUUUGGGAAGUUUGAGACCUUUAAAGUUCGGCUAAAUAAAAUAAUUUACGUCCUGGAAAUAAGUAUUAACUAUUCAGUACUUGAAAGCUCGACAAUAAAAGGCAUCGACGUCUUCAGAGAAAAUUUUAUCACAUGUUUAAACAAAAUGGUAGCUCAAAAGUACAAUCCUCUGGACCACAGAAAACCUUUUUUUGAUUCAGACUACGAGCAGUUUAAGAUAAGUGUCAGCGAGACGGAGUUUAAAAUGAGAGUUUUCUUCUUCAAAACAGUUUCACUUGCCCCGAAUAUCGAUGAAGCGCUGAGAUUGGUUCUUAGGUUUGAGAAGCUAAAGUUCGAUAAGCAGUUGUGGAUCGAUCGCAAGUACCUGGAGUUGGUGACAGUCUACCAGCAGGAAGUUGAGGCAAUACGAGACAGAUACAACGAAGACAGAUCCUCGCCACCCUUACCGAGGAAUAUUCCACCUGUUGCUGCCAGAAUUUUAUGGAUUAGACAGUUGUACAGGCGCAUUGAAAUGCCCAUGGAUAUAUUCAAGAAGCGGCAAAGGGUUAUUACUCAUGAAAGGAUGCAGAAAUGCAUUAAAAUUUAUAAUUCUCUUGUCAGGGUUUUUGUUCAUUAUGAAAUUAUUUAUCACAAAGCUUGGUUUGAUUCUGCAGAAGUUGUUCGCUUGGCACUGACAUCACCUCUGCUAACUCGUGACCCACAAGCAAACAAGUACUCAAUAAACUUCGACCCUUACAUCCGUGAAGUAAUAAGAGAGUCUGAAUACAUGUCACGUCUGAACUUCAAAAUCCCGGAGUUCACUCGCAUUAUAACCUUCUGCCGAGAAAAAAUAUUUUUUUCCUACGAGCAGAUAAAGAGACUCGUAGAAAUUCACGAGCGUAUCCACGCUUCAGCCCCAAAAUUAUUCCUGAACCUUCUAGCGGGAGUUUUCGUCAAACUGGAGCAGACUUUCAAGCCUUGCCUGUCAGUAGUUACCUGGACGUCCCUGGAAAUCCCCGAAGUUUGUCAGGAAAUCAGCUCAGUUGUUCAGGACAUCGAGGUCUUCGUCAGUAAAGUUUGCGCGACAAAAGAGGUCAGGAUCGAAGGAAUCAUCGAAAACAUCGCUGACACUGAAUUGAUCAGCUUGAAGGAUUCUCCGCUUAGUCCUGCGGAAUUUUCCCAGGAAAAUUUCCAAUUUGCCAUGAACGCCGCAAGAGAAAUUGAGGUCAAGUCUACUGCAGUAGAGGCGGCUUUGAUAAUGAUCAUCAACAAGUGUCUGGACUUUGUAGAGAUUGAAGGAGGUGAAGACAUCAAUGAAGACAAGUACCGCUGGUUGGAUCCUGACCGCGUUAAGCGUGAAAUCGGAUCACAGUCGCGAAUCACCAGGAUUUCUAUUGACAUAAACCGAAAGUCGGUUGGUGAUGAUACCAAGGCUGUUGAUCCCAAGAGUUUCUUGAAUCGUAUUUGGAAUGAUUGCAUGGAAUUGUUCACUUAUUACAAUAAUAAGCUCAUUGAAGCUCUUGUUAAGAGCACCAAGAAUUCGCUAGAGUUGUUGAAGCGCAGGAUUGGUAGUUCCAGCAUGCUGAGUGACGGGUUUAAGAAUGAGGGAAAUCCGUUGCUGCUGACUCAGUUUAUUCUACAAAUUCCGACGAUCCUCGAGAUACCCAGCGUCGAAGAACUCAAUAAUCAUGUGCAAUUGGUUGUGAAAAAUUUAAUUCAAGUGCAUGAUUGCAUUAUCAUGUGGGGCCAGAGAUAUUCCAGGGUGAAAAGAUCUAAAGAUUCCGAUGAUAAGGAAAAAUCCUCGAGGACAUAUCAUCAAAUAAUAUCUGAUCAUAAAGAAAUAAUUCGUAGUACCAUCAGAUUUCAAGCAAUCAUUUUAAUUCUUCGAGAUGAUAUUAAUCAUUUGAAAAAUAGGUAUACAGAAAAGUAUUGCUAUGUUUGGUCAGAAGAUCGCACCGCAGAUCUUCAAAAAUUCGUCGACUCAGAUCCCGACACUCAGACAAUACGAGAAAAAUUUAUAAUGUUUGAAAAUUUGAUUAAUGAAAUCAACAAUAUUCCAGCGCGGCAUUUGGUUGGUCCUGUUGAAAUUAACAUGGAGCAACUAAAGCUAGGUUUGUUAGUGGAGGUCAAAAAUUGGAAACUGAGCUACGGCUCAAUUCUGAGCGGCAAUUAUAAAACGAAGUUAACUAAUAUUAUAAACUAUAUUGAGGACAAAAAAAAAGUGCUUUCGCGCGCAAUAAAUGACCUGGAAGAUGUAAGGCUGGCUAUGAAGUGUCUAGACGCGAUUCGCAAUGACUUUAUUGACUUGGACCGUCAAUUGAUUGCGAUAGAAGAAACUUAUACUUUAAUGGCAGCGUUUGAAAUUGCGGUAUUUGGGGAAGACCAGAAUGCCGUCGACGGGCUGCGUUAUAGUUUUACAAAUAUGCUCCAGAAGGCCAAAGAGGUCCAAGGGAAGAUUUGUGAGAUCCAAGAGCCGCUUAAAAAGGAACUUAUAGAGGGUGUGGAGGUUUUGAAGAAAGAUGUUGAAAAUUUUGAUGCUGAAUUUGAGCGAAAUGGUCCUUUAGAAGAAGGAAUUCCCGCGAAAGAAGCUAGUGAAAGAUUGCUGCUUUUUCAAAGCAGGAACGACGAAUUACAAGAGCGCUACCAGACGUACAGUAGCGGAGAGGCGCUCUUCGGAUUGGAAGUAACCAAUUACCCGGCGUUGGAGAAGCGAAAGAAAGAAAUGAACCUCCUGCAAAAAUUAUACGGGCUCUAUUCUCAAGUAAUGAGGACCAUCGACGGGUAUUAUGAAAUUCUAUGGUCGGAAAUCGAUACCGAUGCGAUAAUUGCGGAGCUUACGGACUUGCAAAACAAGUGCCGUAAGCUACCAAAAGGGAUGCGAGAUUGGCCGGCGUACAUUGAUUUAAAGAAAAAAAUCGAUGACUUCAACGAAACAUGUCCCCUGUUAGAAUUGAUGGCAAAUAAAUCCGUCAAAGACCGCCACUGGGACCGUCUGUCAAAGCUCUGUAAUUAUUUAUUUGAUAUUGAGUCGGAUAAUUUUACUCUAGCUAACGUUAUGCAAGCACCGUUGCUUAAAUACAAGGACGACGUUGAGGAUAUUUGUAUUAGUGCUUUAAAGGAAAUGGACAUUGAGAGCAAACUUAACCAAGUGAUUGCCGAUUGGUCGGUUAUUGAUUUGCAGUUUGCUACCUUCAAACAAAGGGGAGAGUUAUUGUUGAAGGGCACUGAGACUACUGAGAUAAUUAGUCAGCUGGAAGACAGCUUGAUGGUUAUCAGCUCGCUCAUGGCCAACAGGUACAACAUGUUCUACAAGAAAGACAUACAGUUGUGGCAGAGCAAGCUGAGCAAUACUUCCGAAAUUCUCGGAAAGUGGCUGACUGUUCAGAAUUUGUGGGCUUAUUUGGAAGCUGUUUUUAUUGGGGGUGAUAUUGCCAAGCAAUUACCCGGAGAAGCUAAACGGUUUAAUAAUAUUGACAAAGCCUGGGUGAAGCUAAUGUAUCGCGCCCGAGAAAAAAUGAACGCCGUGGAAACUUGCACAGGCGACGAAACAAUGAGUCAGUUGCUCCCGCACCUUUUGGAGCAGCUCGAGUCCUGCCAAAAAUCUCUCAGCGGGUAUCUUGAAACUAAGCGUGUUGUGUUCCCGAGAUUCUGUUUCGUCUCGGACCCGACGUUGCUGGAGAUUCUUGGCCAAGCUGCCGACAGUCACACCAUCCAGAACUACCUGGACGGCUUUUUCGAUAACGUCGCCAAGCUCGAGUUUUCUGCCAGCGAGUACGAUAAAGUCCUGGCGAUUUUCUCUCGCGAGGAAGAAAAAGUCUUGCUGGACCCCCAAGUACUCUGCACAGGGGGCGUAGAAAACUGGCUAAAUGUCCUGUUGAAAGUCCACCAGCAGUCGGUAGGCGACGUGAUAUCACAAGGUCUCCAGUUGCUUGCAAAUCCUGAGACUGUUAUCCUGACUCUAAUCGAAGAAUCGAUUCUCCAAGUCGCGCUAUUAGCACUUCAAACACUUUGGACCCGAGACUCAGAAACAGCAAUAACGUCGUCUCGUCGGGAUAAAAUGAUAAUGAAGAAAACAAAUCAAUGGUUUUUAGAUUUGCUUAAUGGGCUUAUUGAAGUUACGGUUAAAGAUCUAACCCAGUAUCAGCGAGCUAAGUACGAGGCACUCAUUACCAUUCACGUUCAUCAAAGAGACAUUUUCGACGAGCUAUGCAGACUUAAAAUACGGAGUAUUCAGGACUUUGAAUGGCUUAAACAAGCUCGAUUUUAUUACAACAACCAAACGGAAAAUGUUGAUAUUAAAAUAACUGACGUUGAUUUUAUUUAUCAAAACGAGUUUCUGGGCUGCACCGACCGCCUUGUUAUUACGCCUCUUACUGACAGAUGUUAUAUUACUCUUGCGCAAGCAGUUGGAAUGAAUUUUGGAGGUGCUCCAGCUGGACCUGCUGGCACUGGGAAAACAGAAACAACCAAAGACAUGGGAAAAGCUCUUGGGAAAUACGUCAUUGUGUUCAACUGCUCUGAUCAAAUGGAUUUCCGGGGACUUGGUCGAAUAUUUAAGGGUUUGGCGCAAGCAGGAGCUUGGGGCUGUUUUGAUGAAUUUAAUCGUAUCGAUUUGCCCGUUCUUUCUGUUGCAGCUCAACAAAUAGCUAUUGUUUUUACAGCGCGUAAAGAAAAACGUAAAAAUUUUUUAUUCAGCGACGGAGAAACGUACAACAUUGAUUAUGAAUUUGGUAUUUUUAUAACGAUGAAUCCAGGAUAUGCGGGCAGACAAGAACUUCCUGAAAAUUUAAAAACUCAAUUCCGCAGCGUAGCUAUGAUGAUACCAGACCGACAGAUAAUUAUACGGGUUAAAUUAGCCGCCUGUGGAUUUAAAGAUAACAUUGUGUUGUCCCGUAAAUUUUUUACAUUGUAUGCAUUGUGCGAAGAACAAUUGAGCAAGCAAGUCCAUUAUGACUUUGGGUUGAGAAAUAUAUUGUCUUGUUUACGGACCCUGGGCGCCCAGAAACGGGCUCAUCCUGGUGAAUCUGAAGAAACUACACUGAUGAGAGUUCUUCGCGCAAUGAACCUGUCAAAACUAGUAGACGAAGACGAGCCACUUUUCCUCUCGCUAAUCGAGGACAUGUUCCCGGGCAUCAAGCUAACAACGCAGUCCUACAAGGACCUCCAAGCCUCUAUAUCCCUGGCCGUAGACUCUCUCGGGAUUAUCAACACUCCUCCGUGGAACCUAAAAGUCAUCCAGCUUUACGAAACAUCUCUAGUGCGCCACGGCUUGAUGAUCCUCGGACCAACCGGUUCAGGAAAGACUAGCUGCAUCUGGACCCUGAUGAAGGCUCUGACUUCCCUAGGAACUCCUCAUCGGGAAAUCCGAAUGAACCCGAAAGCCAUAACAGCCCCCCAAAUGUUCGGAAGAUUAGAUGUGGCGACCAACGACUGGACAGACGGAAUUUUUUCAACCCUCUGGCGGCGAAUCAUGUCCAGCAAAAAGCCCGAGCACGUGUGGCUGGUCCUAGACGGGCCUGUCGACGCAGUCUGGAUCGAGAAUCUGAAUUCCGUUUUAGACGACAACAAAACCUUGACACUCGCUAAUGGCGACCGUAUAAUAAUGAACGCCAACAGCAAGCUUGUCUUCGAACCAGACAAUAUUGACAAUGCAUCGCCGGCGACUGUUUCAAGGAUGGGAAUGGUCUUUAUCAGUGCUUCUGUCCUCAAAUGGGCUCCGAUACUCGAGGGUUGGCUGAAGACCAGACCAAGCCAUCAAGCGGAAAUACUACGAGGACUUUUCCAUAAAAUAUAUGACGACGCUCAUGCAUUUGUACAGACCAAGCUACAAGCUAAGAUCACGCUUCUAGAGGCUCUUUAUAUCAGGCAGUCUAUCGAUCUGCUGACAGGACUUCUUCUGUUCAAUGAUACUAAAAAUUAUGAAGACUCUCAUAUUGAAAGAUUGUUUCUAUUUUCAUUAUUAUGGAGCCUUGGCGCAGUUUUGGAAUUAGACGGCCGAAAACUUCUAGAAGAAUACUUGCUAAGCCAUCCGUCAAAAUGUGACUGGCCAAAACUUUUGCCGGAGGAAACAUUGUUCGAGUACCUAGUUUCGGAUAGAGGCGAAUGGAUACAUUGGAGCCAGAUGGUACCUGACUUCGUAUAUCCGCCGGAGCGUGUGCUACAGUAUUACACGAUAUUGGUUCCAAAUGUGGAUAACACGAGGACUCUGUUUCUGAUCGACGUAAUUGCGCGGCAAGGAAAGCCUGUUUUGCUCAUUGGUGAACAGGGAACAGGAAAGACAGUUAUGAUUAAAGGCUACAUGUCUAAGUACGAUCCUGAGAAUCAUUUAAAUAAGUCUUUUAAUUUCUCUUCAGCAUCAACUCCAAAUAUGGUCCAGAGAGUGUUCGAAAGUUACGUAGAGAAACGAGUUGGAACGACGUACGGACCAGCUGGUGGAAAGAAAAUGACAGUUUUUAUUGAUGACAUUAAUAUGCCGGCAAUUAAUGAGUGGGGAGACCAAAUAACAAAUGAAAUAGUGCGUCAACUAAUGGAAUACCGCGGAUUCUAUUCGCUAGAUAAGCCCGGACAUUUCAGCACCAUACAAGACAUACAAUUGUUGGCAGCAAUGAUCCACCCCGGCGGGGGAAGAAAUGACAUUCCUCCCAGAUUGAAGCGGCAAUUUAACAUUUUUAAUUGCACUCUACCGAGUGACAGGUCACUUGACACAAUAUUCCGCGCAAUUGGCUGCGGUUACUUUUCUGAAGAAAGAUUUUCCAAGGAGGUUGCCGAUUUUUUGGGUAAAUUGGUACCGCUGACACGUAUUGUUUGGCAACAGACUAAGGCGAAAAUGCUACCGACGCCAGCUAAAUUUCACUAUGUAUUUAAUUUACGUGAUUUGUCACGUAUCUGGGAGGGGAUUCUGCGCAUCGAGAGAGCCGAAUGCAAAACACCGGGAACUUUGCUUAAGCUCUGGGGUCACGAGUGCACUCGUGUUAUUUCCGACAGAUUUGUAAAUGCAGAUGACAAAGAUUGGUUUAAAAAAACCCUUCAAGAAACGGGUGAAAAAUUACUGGGAGAUGAUUUCAUGUCUUAUGAAGCUGACGCGUACUUUGUUAAUUUUUUACGCGAAGCUCCUGAUCCGACAGGUGAUGAGCCCGAAGACUUUAUUUUUGAAGCUCCCAAGACUUAUGAACAAAUCCCGAGCUACGAAGCUGUGACAUCAAAGGUCCACGAAAACAUGACACAAUUCAACGAAAGCAUCCGUGGCAUGAAUCUAGAUUUGGUAUUCUUUGACGACGCUUUAGUUCAUUUAAUGAGAAUUUCACGAAUUCUCGGAGUGUCAAGGGGCAACGCGAUGCUGGUUGGUGUGGGUGGCUCGGGAAAACAAAGUUUAACAAGAUUAGCCUCCUUUAUCGCCGGCUACAGCUUUUUCCAGAUUGUUUUAACGAGAAUUUACAACGUCGCAAGUUUGUUGGAUGAUAUCAAAAAACUUUACCGCGAAGCGGGUACCGGCAGCAAGGGAGUGACUUUUAUCUUCACAGACAACGAAAUCAAAGACGAGUCCUUCUUGGAGUACAUAAACAACGUCCUUAGUGUCGGCGAAAUAGCAAAUUUAUUCCCAAAAGAUGAAUUAGAUGAAAUAACAACCAGCGUGAUUCCUUUGAUGAAAAAGGAAGACCCAAAGUGUCCGCCCACGCCAGACAAUUUGUACAAUUUCUUUAUUACACGUGCGAGAAACAAUAUUCAUAUUGUUCUAUGUUUCUCGCCGGUGGGCGAGAAGUUCCGUUCCCGCGCGCUGAAAUUUCCCGCAUUAAUAUCCGGGUGCACGAUAAAUUGGUUCAGCAGAUGGCCUCGAGACGCGCUUUGUGCAGUCAGCAGGCAUUUUUUGAAAAGCUACGACAUUGUUUGUGCAAGUGAUGUCAAAGAGCAGCUGAUAAACACGAUGGCCGAAAUUCAGGAUGGUAUUAACGACACGUCCAACGAUUAUUACGACAGAUAUCGCCGGCGUAUCUACGUAACGCCUAAAUCAUUUUUAUCCUUUAUCAGCGGGUAUAAAAAAAUUUAUAAGCAACGUCUAGACGAAAUCAAUAAUCUCGCAUUCCGUAUGAGCAAUGGAUUGAGUAAGCUUGUAGACGCCGCGGCUCAAGUUGACGAGCUGAGAAAAGUUUUAGUUGAAAAUCAGGCUGAAAUUAAAAUUAAGAAUGUUCAAGUGGAAAAGAUACUGGUUACGGUAGAAGAUAAAAAGAAAGAAGCUGAGUUGAUAAAAGAAACAGUACAAAAAUCUAAAGAUGAAGCCGAAGCAUUACUAAAAAUAAUAUCUCAGGAAAAAGCUAUUUCCGAAGACAAGUUGAAAGCUGCUGAGCCAGCUCUCCUCGCAGCCGAAUCUGCACUUCAAACGAUAAAAGCCGCAGACAUCUCAACAGUGAGGAAACUUGGCAAGCCCCCAUAUCUAAUUUCCCUGAUAAUGGACUGCGUACUUAUAUUAUUUGGCCGUAAAUUAGAACCAGUGAAACCAGAUCCCGAGCAUAAAUUUUUAACUCCCUCGUGGUCAGAGGCAUUGAAAGUAAUGGCUGACACGCGUUUUUUGUACCACUUGCGUGAUUUUCAAAAGGAUAACAUCAACGGUGAAAUAAUCGAUUUAAUGAGACCAUACUUGAAUUAUCCCUUGUAUAAUUACGAAGCCGCUAAACAAGCUUGCGGUAAUGUUGCGGGUCUUUUACAAUGGACUAUUGCCAUGACUGAGUUUUAUAAAGUUAACAAAGACGUUCUACCUUUAAAAGCCAAUUUAGCGAUUCAACAAAGCAAACAUGAGAGAGCUAAUAAUAAUUUAGUUGCUGCACAACAAGUUCUAGCGGCUAAAGAUGAAGCUUUGAGAGUUGUUCAACUUGAAUUUGACGCUGUAAUGACCGAGUAUCAGCAAGUUGUUGAUCUGGCGAACGCAUGUCAAUCAAAAAUGGACACCGCAUCAGCAUUAAUAGAAGGGUUGUCAGGAGAGCGAGUGCGGUGGACAAAUCAACUGUCGACAUUUAAAUCCGAAACGGAGCGCCUCAUCGGGGAUGUUUUAAUCCUAACUGGAUUUUUAUCUUACUGCGGACCAUUUAAUCAAGAAUUCCGAGUGCUCACACAGAAGCGUUGGUUCAAUUUAUUGCGAACUAAAAAAAUUCCGGUAUCUGCAGAUGUCAACAUUGUUGAUUCACUGUCAGAUACAGCGAUGACGGGCGAAUGGAAUCUACAGGGGCUCCCGAAUGACGAAUUAUCGAUACAAAACGGUAUUAUUGUAACGCAGGCCACGAGAUAUCCAUUAUUGAUCGAUCCGCAGCUGCAAGGAAAAGCUUGGAUUAAAAAUAAAGAACAAGAGUUUCAGCUGCAAACCACAUUACUCACCCAUAAGUACUUCAGAAAUUACUUGGAGGACUGCGUGUCGAUCGGGAGGCCGCUAUUGAUUGAAGACGUUGCUGAAGAACUUGAUCCGGUGCUUGAUAAUUUGCUCGAGAAAAAUUUUAUCAAGAUUGGCAACUCUUGGAAGGUCAAACUGGGGGACAAGGAAGUCGAUAUUAAUCACCAGUUUCGGUUGUACAUCACUACUAAGCUGCCCAAUCCGUCUUACACGCCGGAGAUUUUUGCUAAAACAUCUAUUAUUGAUUUCACUGUUACGAUGAAAGGGUUGGAGGAUCAGCUUCUUGGGCGAGUUAUAAUGACUGAAAAACGCGAAUUAGAGACAGAGAGAAUGCAAUUAAUCACUGACGUCACCACGAACAAGAGGAAGAUUAAGGAGUUAGAGGCGAACCUCCUACACAAGCUGACAACUGUUCAAGGCUCUUUGAUAGAAGAUGUUGAGUUGAUGUCGGUACUCAAUACAACAAGAAAAACAGCGUCCGAUGUGACCAGAAAGCUGAACAUAGCUCGGAGCACAGAGAUAGAAAUAAAUGCCGCGAGAGAAGAAUUUAGACCAGUAGCUACACGAGGCAGUGUGCUUUACUUUUUGAUAUGCGACAUGGCACACGUGAACUGCAUGUAUCAGACUUCUCUUGUACAAUUUUUAGAACGAUUUGAUAUCUCUUUGACACGAUCAGAGAAGACGCCAAUAAAUGCCAGGCGCAUCAAUUUCAUAAUCGAGUACCUGACCUAUGAAGUAUUUAGAUACAAAGCCCGAGGCUUGUAUGAAAACCACAAGUACAUGUUUGUGCUGCUGAUGACUCUGAAGAUAGACCUUGAGCGGGGGGCCAUAACCUACGAAGAGUUCCAGUACCUAAUCAAAGGUGGCGCUGCUUUGGAUCUCAACACCGUAAAGCCAAAACCGUUUAAGUGGAUCACGGAUAUGACCUGGCUGAACUUGAUUGCGUUGUCUUCUUUGCAUUCCUUUCAAUAUGUCGUAAAAUCGGUCGAGGCUAAUGAGAAGACAUGGAAGUACUGGCACGACCGCGAAACGCCGGAAGAAGAAAUCAUUCCUGAUGGGUUCAAUAGUUUGGAUACUUUUCGUCGGAUGCUUUUAAUACGGGCAUGGUGUAUCGACCGAACACUGUCGCAAUCUCGGAAGUAUAUUAGCCAUUCGCUGGGGGCGAAAUACGCAGAGCCUGUGAUAACACUUCUGGAUGUUAUGCAUGGAGAGUCGAGAGCAAACACCCCCAUGAUAUGCUUCCUCAGCAUGGGAUCUGACCCAACUCCGAGUAUUAAUCAGCUUGCUAAGAAAAUUGAAGUGUCUUGCAGGAGCAUUUCGAUGGGUCAAGGCCAAGAAGUUCACGCUCGUCGAUUAUUGCUGACCGCUAAAACAGAAGGAUAUUGGGCGUUGCUGCAAAACUGUCACCUAGGACUGGAUUACAUGAACGAAUUAAUAGACUUCAUCCUCGAAAUGGAAUCCCCGCAUGAUAACUUCCGUAUUUGGAUUACAACGGAGCCACACAAUGAUUUUCCAAUUUCCCUGCUCCAGAUGUCUAUUAAAUUCACAUACGAGCCCCCCCAGGGUAUAAGAGCCGGGUUGCUCGCGACCUACAGCGGAAUGAAUCAAGACAUGCUGGAUCAAUGUGACGCUGCUCAGUACAUUCCACUUGUCUACACUAUUUCCUUUCUGCACACCAUCGUGCAGGAGCGGAGGAAGUACGGUCCUCUUGGCUGGAAUAUUCCCUACGAGUUCAAUUCCGCUGACUGGCUCGCUUCCUGCAUCUUCGUCAACAAUCAUCUCAAUGAUUAUGAUCCUAAGCGAGGGAUCAGUUGGCAAACUAUAAGAUACAUGAUCGGAGAAGUUCAGUACGGCGGACGAGUUACUGACGACUAUGACAAACGUCUUCUAAAUACAUUCACUAAAGUCUGGUUCACAGAGUCAUUAUUCACAGAGAAUUUCUUAUUUCACACCGGCUACGGUGUUUUGAAUUUCAAACAAGUAACUGAUUACAUGUCGGCAAUCGAAGAAAUGGAACCGAUCGAUCCGCCUCAAGUUUAUGGACUCCACCGAAAUGCGGAUAUAACAUACCAGAGUCGGACGACACAAGAGAUAUUGGACAUAAUAAUAUCUGUGCAGCCAAAAGAGUCGGGCGGUACGGGGACCGGAGAAACGCGAGAAAUGAUUGUUAGCAGACAGGCUAAAGAUAUGUUAAAUAAAUUACCCCCGGCUUACGAUCCAUUUGAUGUAAAAGCUCGGCUCCAGAUCAUGGGGAUCACACAGCCGAUGAAUAUAUUUCUCAAGCAGGAAAUCGAUCGCAUGCAAGUUGUUAUCAGACUGGUGAGAUCUAUGCUCAAGGAUUUGCUAUUGGCUAUUGAUGGUGUUAUCAUUAUGAAUGAGCAAUUAAAAGACGCUUUGGAUAACAUUUACGACGCGCGAAUACCCAAAGUUUGGCGUUUACGUUCUUGGGAAUCAUCAACACUCGGGUUCUGGUUCACAGAAUUACUAGAGCGAAAUCAGCAAUUUUCCUCUUGGAUUUUCCAGUCUCGGCCGGCAAAAUUUUGGAUGACGGGAUUUUUUAAUCCUCAAGGAUUCUUAACCGCGAUGCGACAAGAGGUAACACGAGCGCACAAAGGUUGGGCUCUUGACAACGUCACCCUUCACAAUGAAGUCAUGAAGCAGAUGUCUGAAGACGUCAAAAGUUCACCCGCUGAGGGUAUAUAUGUUUACGGGCUUUAUUUGGAAGGUGCUGCCUGGGAUCGCAGGAAUAAUCGACUUAGGGAGUCAUUUAACAAAGUCCUUUAUGUUGAAAUGCCUGUUGUACAUAUAUUUGCCUUGUACAAUAAACCCAUCAAGGAUCCUAAACUUUAUCAAUGUCCUGUUUACAAGAAGCCCAAGAGAACGUACACACAACUGGUGACCGCAUUGUGGCUUCAAACAAUCAAACCACCGGAAUUUUGGAUUUUACGCGGUGUUGCUUUAUUAUGUGAUAACAAAUAAACAGGACUAGGGUAGAGUGGAGAGUCGAGCAGAGCAGGACAGGAUGAAGCACCACCGGUAGAUGAGAGGGUAAAUUGGAGCGUGGGUGAUGUUCACUGUCCUUUACAUCCAACGCCCAGAUCGUUAAUAGCGGGCAAUCACCCAUUCCCUCAACUGAAACCCAUGUAAUUGAGCCAAUGUGCGUUAAUCAGGGUACACCUAAUUUGCCACGAGGCUUCUCUAAAUUGCUUUUGCUACUUACUCCAUUUAUAGGGAUUUUACUCCCUCUUCCUUCUCCACAACACGUAAGUCCGCGCUUUUAUUUACAACACCCAUUAAUAAUGUUCAUUCUUACAAAUAUUUCAUCAAAUACAUUUAUGCUUCUUCAUU
Cotesia glomerata is the source of this 14079-nucleotide messenger RNA. RefSeq names its product dynein axonemal heavy chain 8 (gene kl-3). The transcript is spliced from 54 exons. Gene Ontology annotation, biological process: microtubule-based movement. Lineage: Eukaryota; Metazoa; Arthropoda; Insecta; Hymenoptera; Braconidae. The record is from RefSeq and is a predicted model, not a curated record. Gene Ontology annotation, cellular component: dynein complex. The coding region runs from base 1 to 13710 and encodes 4569 amino acids. Gene Ontology annotation, molecular function: ATP binding; ATP hydrolysis activity; dynein intermediate chain binding.